AUGCCUCUCUCGGCGGUAUCCGUCCUCCGCGCCGCCUCCCUCGCCGUCCUGCUGCUCGCGGCCAUGGCCACGGGCGGCGACGGCAGCACGACGGGUGACUCGUCCGUGGCCCAGUCCAUCGACGACACGGAGAUGUACCUCUGCUACCUCUGCACCGGGCGCAACCCGAUGCUGAUCAGGUACUGCCCCAUCUACUGGGACUGGUGCCACCUCCUGUGCUACGACCCCGACGUCGCCGCCGGGCGCGCUGCGUCCGUGCGGCCGGCGGCAGCGGCAGCCACGGCCCCGCGCGAGACGUACGCCCAGCUGGGGUGCUACGUCAUGAAGCUGUACCGGAACGGCACCUACACCAUCGUCAGCCGCCACGACUGCUCAAAAAUGGCCAGUUGCCGCCUCUCCUGCGGCGGCGGCGACGUCGUAGUCGCCGACGGGAAACCCUUGGGCGCGGCGCCGCUGCCGGUUACAGCGUCGGCGCCCCAGGGAAUGCAGCUGCCGCCGUCGUCGCACGUCGCCGAGUUCCAGCGGUGCGGCGAUCAGGCAAUGGGCCUGCCUCUGAGCGCCGUCCCCGGACGCGUCUAG
Molecule: messenger RNA, 579 nt
Organism: Triticum turgidum subsp. durum (durum wheat)
Lineage: Eukaryota; Viridiplantae; Streptophyta; Magnoliopsida; Poales; Poaceae
Source: the annotation of a GenBank genome assembly